AGUUCAAUUUAUUCUUGCACCAAGGCUCUACUACGGCGUGACGUAGAGAAAGCAAGCCCAUGAAAAUGUUUUGCCUAAAUUCAUCAUUUAAUCAGAACUCAUCUUUUCAACACAAAAUUUAGUUUUAGACGCAAAGUUUCUUUGAAUAUAUAGCAUGUAGGACUAUUAAUUGCAAGAAGACAAGUAAAACGAAAUUCUCAAUAUUUCAAAACCUUUCUACUUUUCCACAUUCUUCAGAAGCCUUUUUGCGAAAUCUUUUAUCGCUCCCACAAGUUGAUUACUUUAUAUCUCUCCCGAGCUUCCAUAAUGCCACCAAUUGAUCCAAUGAGUCGAAUAUUAAUUGUAAACGCUUGUUAGUUAGUUGUUGGACACCAAACAGAUCACUAGGAAAAGCCGAAAGCUCUGAGAAAAAUUAAAAGGAGAACAAUCCUAAAAAAAAUUAAAAUCAGUUAAAACUACAAAAGUUCGGUGAAAUGUCCAUUGAAGAUGGAAGAAAAUUUGAUUUGGAUCUCCUGAUCCAACAGAUAGGACCUUUUGGGAAAUUCCAGCUGAUAAACUACCUCCUAAUCUGCCUUCCGAUCGCCUUAACUGCCAUGUACACGCUGACCUUUGUCUUCACAGCAGGAGAUCUUGACUACCGUUGUCGGAUACCAGGAUGUGAUGGAGAUAGCGCGAGCCUCGAUGCCCCAUUCUUGGACUUUACAACACCCAAGGAUGGAGAUAAAUUUUCCAGCUGCCAGAAGUUUCUUCAUACUCCAAAUGCAACCGUUACAGAUCAGUGUCAAGCAGAUUUGUUUGAUCCAAAUCAACUUCGAGAUUGUGCUGAGUUUGUCUAUCAGGACGAUGAAACAACAAUCCUCAGUGAAUGGGAUUUGGGAUGUAGUGAAGAAUGGAAGCUCUCACUGGUCGGGACCAUUAACAAUGUGGGUCAAUUUGUCUGCCUCCCAAUGACUGGUUACUUUUCAGAUCGCUUUGGGAGGCGAACAGCCUUCGUUCUGGGAAAUAUGUUUGCUGCUGCCUUUGGCCUUAUUAGAUCCUUCUCAACGAACUACAUUAUGUUCAUUAUAUUUGAAUUUCUCGAACCUGCUCUUAGUGCAGGUGUCUACAGCGCAGGCUUCAUUCUCGGAAUGGAAUUGGUUGGUCCAGAAAGAAGAGUCCUCGGAGCGUUCUUCAUUAAUGUUUUCUAUGCUCUUGGAGAAGCUCUCCUGGGGCUUCUGGCAAUGCUAACGAGAGACUGGCGUCUCCUAAUGCGAAUUGCUUAUGUACCAACCUUCAUAUUUAUUAUCUAUCGCUGGCUCAUUCCUGAAAGUGCCAGAUGGUUGCUCAAUAUGAACCGUCCACGUGCAGCAGCGAAGAUUAUUGAUUCAGCUGCUAGAAUGAAUAAAAGUCAAUUGACGCCUGAUGCAAGGAGAAUGCUUGAUCAGGCUUUGGACAAGAAUGCUGCAAAUUUGGAAGAAAAAAGUGAGAAGCUGAAGGAAGAGGAACCAAAAGUUAAGGAAUACCGCUUGAUGGCUGCUUUUAAGUCCCGAACACUUGUGCUGCGUCUCAUUAAUUGCUCCUACUGCUGGAUGGCAAUUUGCUUUGUCUUCUACGGCAUGAGCAUGAAUUCCGUAACCGUUGCUGGUGAUAAAUAUCUCAAUUUCAUCAUGACCUGCCUGAUUGAGAUUCCCGGAGCUGGGCUAUGUUGCUUGGUUAUGGAUAGAAUUGGACGACGACCUGUACUGUGUAUAAGUCUCAUCUUGAGCGGAGCUUGCUGUAUUGCCUUCAUCUUCCUCUCAGAUCUACCAGAAGCUGCACAGCUCACAGUCUUCCUGCUUGGAAAACUCAACAUUAGUAUGUCCUUCAUCACAAUCUACGUCUAUACGGCUGAACUAUUCCCAACAGAACUCAGGCAUACUCUCUUGGCUGCUUGUUCGAUGUUUGGACGUGUUGGAUCUAUCCUUGCUCCCUUUACACCGCUUCUGGGAAAAUACGUGGAAGCCCUUCCAAUGAUCCUCUUUGCCACAUUAGCUAUCUCAUCCGGAAUUUUCAUCAUGUUCGCCCCUGAAACUCUCAACAAAACUCUUCCAGAUACCCUUCAAGAGGCCGAAGAUAUUGGCACGUGAUAACAUUUUUGCCCAAGAUAAAUUGUAAAUAAAGACUUUGUGAUAAGCGCAA
Molecule: messenger RNA, 2157 nt
Organism: Lutzomyia longipalpis
Lineage: Eukaryota; Metazoa; Arthropoda; Insecta; Diptera; Psychodidae
Product: organic cation transporter-like protein
Exons: 3
Coding region: 474-2105 (543 amino acids)
Biological process (GO): transmembrane transport
Cellular component (GO): membrane
Molecular function (GO): transmembrane transporter activity
Source: RefSeq, a predicted model, not a curated record